CUCCAAGAGGCGCUGUGUCUGAAAGUGUGGGAGUAUAGGCCGAUAAGUAUCAAUCAACUAACUGUUGUGUUUCUCUUUUGAAAGGUGCGAUACUCUGCCGCGAAAAUGACCUUCGCGUUAGCCGGUGACGUCCUCUAUAUCAUCUUGGAUAUCCUGGGCGAUGAGAAGGAUUACAACAGCCUUUUCCAAUGCGCAAUCUCCUCGCGGUGCUUUACGGAGCAUUCCUUAGCUGUAUUAUAUAAGCUGUGUGAUACUUCGCCAGUGAGGGGCGGAGGAACAGAGGACGAGCAGUUCAGGUCCCGGAGAGUGGCCACCACUUGGGGCAGUACCAAGGGCGAACAAGAUCCUGCCAUACGAAAGUGGGCUUUACUGUGGCGGUCUAUUGUCCUGUCUACUUUGGAUCAGACCUACCUACCCUACUACAGCUAUAUUCGCUAUCUUGAUCUGGAUGACUUUGCGGACCUUCUCAGGGACCCCGGGUUCACGGGGGAGGUGAAGGAGGAUUUCUUUACUCCGGAGCUCCUAAAUUUUGUCUCCCACGACUAUCAAGCCAAGGGAAACAAGCGGCUCAGGUCAUCGAGGCUUGUUCCUGACAAUGAUUGGGUCAUGGUAACGAUUGGCACGGCAAUCGUCCAGAAAACAAUGUCAAUACGAGGAAUGUCUUGUAACGUUCGACCGGAAACCCUUUCGGCAUGGAUCGAAGAUUUGCCCUUGCUGCAAUCUCUGACCAUCUGGUCAGGGGACGCUCUUAGCCAACAUGCUGGCGAUAAACUUCGCAACCACUGCCCUGCUUUCAAACACCUUACGAUAUAUGGAUGGAAGAACAACCCUCCCAGGACCGCAGAAGCAGACUGUGAACAGUUCUUGAACGAAUUGCGCCCCAAUACGCUAGAGUACUUUGAAAUACUCAGUUACUCUCAAUUAGGGCCUCGCUCCAUUAAAAGCAUAGGCUCGCAUCUAAAUUCUCUAGCAGAGCUGAAGUUGACAAGUCUCACCAUCGAGUCGAUCGCUGAGCUGCCAUCACUAACAGCGGCACCAGCGUUGAAUGUGCUGGUACUGACAGACUCAAUACCAGCUGCACGGGACGAAAAUUUCUACGCUGUCGUCAGGCGAGUUGCUGAAUGGAUGUGCAGUUGCAGAUCAUUGAGGCGCUUAGAACUCAGGCGAUUCGUCGACGACUCCUUCUUGCUAUCGCAGGUUCUAGCCGACGAAGGGAUUCAUCUAACCACCCUAUCCCUAGCUGGAUAUGCAAUGGUGGACGGCCGCGCAUUCCACGAAGCUCUCGCCUGCCAGCAAACCUUGCAAAAUCUCUAUCUUCGCGGUGAAGCGAGUGAGUUUAUGCAAGGCAACGAAUUACUUGUACAAGCGAUUAGCCAGCUCAACAACCUCCGUGAACUGGAACUUAAAGACAUAUCUGAUUGCUUUACCACGGACCAUGUGAUCGCCAUGACACCGUAUCUUCCUCACCUUGAGAGGCUCUGGAUAAGCGGUGAUUUCUUCGAUGAUGGGGCGCUCAAUACGUUCCUGUGUCUGCCAAAGCUCCAAAGUCUUGCGAUCCACGCCUUCAGCAGAUUUACUGCCGAUGGUAUACUCGGCUUCAUAUCACAACUGGGUCCCGGGAAUAGAGGCUUCAAUCUAACCAUCCUAAACGCAGUAGACAGCUCUCUCACCGAGGAAGCCCAAAACGUGAUCCGUGACACUCUGAAGGUGAGUCUAGAUGGGUCAUUCGAUUAUGGUCUCGCUCAAGAAGAGUAUAGCGACACGGAUUCAGACGAAAUGUACGAGUGAAAGUUGGAUAGUAGAUUUGGAAGCAUUUUUGCACGGGCUAGUGUCCAAAAGCACUGCCAUGGUAGGAAAUC
This is a messenger RNA of Aspergillus ibericus CBS 121593, 1859 nucleotides long. RefSeq lists its product as uncharacterized. The record is from RefSeq and is a predicted model, not a curated record. Lineage: Eukaryota; Fungi; Ascomycota; Eurotiomycetes; Eurotiales; Aspergillaceae. Bases 106 to 1788 code for a protein of 560 amino acids. The transcript is spliced from 7 exons.